Chenopodium quinoa (quinoa) is the source of this 2091-nucleotide messenger RNA. RefSeq names its product nucleolar protein 56-like. The record is from RefSeq and is a predicted model, not a curated record. Gene Ontology annotation, cellular component: small-subunit processome; box C/D methylation guide snoRNP complex. Gene Ontology annotation, molecular function: snoRNA binding. The transcript is spliced from 8 exons. Bases 282 to 1922 code for a protein of 546 amino acids. Lineage: Eukaryota; Viridiplantae; Streptophyta; Magnoliopsida; Caryophyllales; Amaranthaceae.
GGUCGAAGAUUAACGGGAUAAAUUUAUCCUGAAAAUCAACAUGAAAUUUGCACACAAACUCCACCAAGGCACCAAGCAAGCUUGAUAUACUGUAUUAUACGUACAUUUGGUAAAAAAAAAAGAAUAAAAAAAAAUUCCACACAGUACCCCACUUCAGUCAUCAAACGAAAACCCUAAACCCUAAAAAAACACCCCACCUCCAUUCUCUAUUUCUUCUUCCUUCUUCAACAUAGGAGGCGAAGAGAGAGAAAGUGAAAGAGCAGAGGAGAGAGAAAGUAGUAAUGAAGACGUAUUUGCUAUUCGAAUCCUCAUCUGGCUAUGGGUUGUUUAACGCUGAAGGUUUAGAUGAAAUUGGGCAGAACACCGAAGCUGUUCGUAACUCUGUUUCUGACCUUAAUCGCUUUGGUCAAGUUGUCAAGCUUACUGCUUUUCAGCCCUUUGAGUCUGCCCUUGAUGCUCUUAAUCAAUGCAAUGCUGUUUCUGAAGGUAUUAUGACUGAUGAAUUGAGAAAUUUCUUGGAGCUAAGUUUUCAAAAUUCCAAGGCCAAGGAAUUUAUUGUUGGAGUAGCAGACUCUAAACUUGGAGCCAGUAUUUCUGAAGGGACUAACAUUUCGUGCAGAAGUAAUGAGUUUAUGUUGGAGCUUCUCCGUGGUGUUCGUUUACACUUUGAACAUUACAUCAAGAAUCUUAAGCCUGGGGAUUUAGUGAAAUCUCAAUUGGGUUUAGGACACAGCUACAGCAGAGCAAAGGUCAAGUUCAAUGUUAAUCGUGUUGACAACAUGGUUAUACAAGCUAUCUUUCUUCUUGACACCCUUGACAAAGAUGUUAACUCAUUUUCAAUGAGAGUCAGGGAAUGGUAUUCAUGGCAUUUUCCCGAACUAGUUAAGAUAGUCAAUGACAACUAUCUUUAUGCUAAAUUGGCCAAAUAUAUUGAGAACAAGUCAGAGUUGUCUGAGGAGAAGCUGUCUGACCUGACUGAAGUUGUUGGUGAUGAGGAUAAAGCAAAGGAGAUUAUUGAAGCUGCUAAAGCAUCUAUGGGACAAGAAUUAUCUCCCAUUGACUUGAUUAAUGUCCAGCAAUUUGCUCAAAGAGUAAUGGAUCUUUCUGAGUAUAGGAGGAAGCUUUAUGAUUACUUGGUCACAAAAAUGAACGACAUAGCACCAAACUUGACUUCAUUGAUUGGUGAGAUGGUCGGAGCUAGAUUGAUCUCCCAUGCUGGUAGUCUUACAAAUCUGGCAAAGUGCCCUUCUUCCACCCUGCAAAUUCUUGGUGCUGAGAAAGCACUCUUCAGGGCCCUGAAAACACGAGGAAACACACCCAAGUAUGGUCUGAUAUUCCAUUCUUCUUUCAUUGGCCGGGCAUCAUCUCGGAAUAAGGGUCGGAUGGCACGUUAUCUUGCAAACAAGUGUUCCAUUGCCUCUCGUAUUGACUGUUUCUCAGAGAAGGGCUCUACCGUUUUUGGUGAAAAGUUACGUGAACAAGUGGAGGAGCGACUUGACUUCUAUGACAAGGGAGUUGCACCUCGGAAAAAUAUUGAUGUCAUGAAAGCAGCAAUUGAAACCCAAAAGGAUGAUGAUGACGAUAUGGACUUGGAUAAUCAACCUGACUCUGCUGUAAAAAGGAGUAAGAAAAAGAAAUCCAAGGAUGACGAUGUUGCGGAAGAAACAAAGUCGGAGAAGAAGAAAAAGAAAGAAAAGAAGAAAGGAGAGCAACAGGAGGAGCAAGACACUGAAGAAGAUCAUGGAGAGGGCAAGGCCGAGAAGAAAAGGAAGAAAGAAAAGCGCAGAUUAGAACAAGAACAAGCUGUUGCAAAUGAGAAGGAAGACAGAACUAUCAAGAAGAAGAAGAAAAAGAGUAAAGAUGAUGGUGAGGAUGUAUCAGCUGUAAGCGAGAGCAAGAAGAAAAAGAAGUCAAAAGAAUGAACAGGAUAAAAAGUUAUGUUUUGUUUCCUGGGUUUACCAGAUUCUGAUUCGGUUGCGGCGUGAAAUUGCUUAUAAUUAUGUAUGGUUGAUCCAUUUAAGGAUGUAGGAAUUGAUGAGAUUGUUAUUAUUAUAACAAGUUUUGAUAAUCGUAACGGGUUAUUGUCAGUUA